Polistes canadensis is the source of this 906-nucleotide messenger RNA. RefSeq lists its product as uncharacterized. The record is from RefSeq and is a predicted model, not a curated record. Gene Ontology annotation, cellular component: extracellular region. Bases 90 to 800 code for a protein of 236 amino acids. Gene Ontology annotation, molecular function: chitin binding. The transcript is spliced from 5 exons. Lineage: Eukaryota; Metazoa; Arthropoda; Insecta; Hymenoptera; Vespidae.
CGAGGCCAAUAAGUGAGCGCCAAUCGUCGAGCAAGCUUUGAUAGUCAUAGUACAACUGGAUCAUACCUAAAUCGUACAAGAUUCGGAGUAUGAGUCGUUUCAAAAGUUUCAUCCUAUUGGCCUUCUUGGCUAUAUUAUCAUCGUCAUCAUUAUCAUUAUCCGUUAAAGCUACAGCGCUUUUCGGUGCUCCACCAUGUCCUGAUCCUUAUGGUGUUCACGCGUAUGCUCAUCCGGAGGAUUGCAACAGUUUCUUUUUGUGUACCAAUGGCACGUUAACGCUGGAACAUUGUGAAAAUGGUCUCCUUUUUGACGGACAUGGAUCUGUAUAUAAUCACUGCAAUUAUUAUUGGGCUGUUAAUUGUGGACACCGCAAACAUGAUCUGACACCUCUGAGUUCACCCGGUUGCGAAUAUCAAUUCGGACUCUACCCAGAUAGCGACACCUGUAGCACUUCUUAUAUUAAAUGCGUACAUGGACAACCCCUUGAAGAACAUUGUGAUGCUGGAUUAGCAUUCGACCCGAAAACGCACACAUGUGUCUGGCCCGAUCAACUUUUACCUUAUUGCAAUCCGGAAGCUAUUGUUGGUUUCAAGUGUCCCCACAAAGUACCAGCACGUAGUGCGGCAGCUAAAUUUUGGCCAUUUCCAAGAUUCCCAGUACCCGGUGACUGCGGCAGAUUGAUAACUUGCGUCGAAGGUCAUCCACGUCUUUUGACUUGCGGCGAUGGAAAAUUAUUUGACUCUGUGAGUUUGAGUUGCCUCGAUCCUGAUGAACUACCACACUGUGCUAAUAGCCUAUAAAUUGGUGAGUGCACUAUGUACAGGCGUAAUGGAAUUUAAAUGUGACAACCACGAAGAAUGAUAACCACCAAGUCUUGCAAUAAUAAUUACAUCUAAUGAAAAAGAA